Penicillium cinerascens is the source of this 1773-nucleotide messenger RNA. RefSeq lists its product as uncharacterized. NCBI's taxonomy places the organism in Eukaryota, Fungi, Ascomycota, Eurotiomycetes, Eurotiales, Aspergillaceae. The coding region runs from base 1 to 1773 and encodes 590 amino acids. The transcript has 4 exons. Gene Ontology annotation, biological process: transsulfuration. The record is from RefSeq and is a predicted model, not a curated record. Gene Ontology annotation, molecular function: pyridoxal phosphate binding; cystathionine gamma-synthase activity.
AUGGGAGACACGGGACAGAUCGCGGACCCUUGGAUGCCACCAAAGACGCCCCAGGCGCUACCUCUGGGCAAACCCAACAUCUACCCUUUAGGCGAACGACAUGGCGUCAGCGUAUCCCUGCCCACAUGGGAUUCUGUAAUUGGAUUGUCUCGAAAGGAAGACUGGGUUUUAGACCAUCUGGAAUGCAGCUAUCCUCGGUUCUAUAUCAACAAGCCGGUUCGGGAUCUCUCAGCGGCAGUUCUCCAACGGGCCAUUGCCUCUGAAAGCAACACUCGUUGCCUGGUCUUUGCGUCUGCUGAUGCUGCUCACAAAUGCCUUGCUGCUCUAAGAGCCUCUACGACCAGUGCGGAGGACGAGGACCUGGCGUUAUUGGAGAGCACCCGUUUUUUUAUGCCUCCAGAGUCAGCCCGGGAUGCUACAGCCUGUCACUGGGCAAACUUUUCUGCCGUACUAUUCCCAUUCUCUCUAUGGAAAAAAGCGAUGGCGUUCUGGAGAGACACUGGAAGUGGACUGUCCACCCGCCACGCAGAGUUCUGCCUUGGUGAGCUGGAUUAUCUGGACUGUGAUUCGGCAGAUCCAGCAUUGCGCAGUCCAGCACCCCUCAAAAGGUGCCAUCGCCGCACCCCCCAAACUCUAGCCUCUGUCCAAACCGCAGCCGCCGGCAUGCCUAAACUGAAGUCCAUUCUUGCGAAGCUGGCCACCUCUGACCAGCCAAGCGAGCCGGUGGUACAUCCUGACGAUGUAUUCCUCUAUCCCACCGGAAUGAACGCCAUCUUUUCAUUGUCGGAGUGUCUAUGUUCAAUCACGCCUGACUCAACUGUGGUUGCCUUUGGUUGGCUGUAUCCAGAAACAAUCGAGGUCCUCCGAGGAGGUGCGUGGAAGAAGUGCCUCUCGUACAAAUAUGGAACAGAGAAAGAGUUGGAUCAGUUGGAGAACGUGCUCCAGUCGGGCAAGCAAAUCGAAGCUCUAUUCUGCGAGUUGCCCAGUAAUAUCUUAUUGUCUUCACCAGACCUCCGUCGGAUCCGGGCUCUUGCCGACAAAUUUGGGUUCAUCGUGGCUUGUGAUGACACUGUCGCGGGUUUCGUUAAUCUGGACGCAAUAGCGUGUGUGGAUGUCAUGGUAUCCAGUUUAACAAAGACCUUUAGUGGCGCUUCCAAUGUCACCGGAGGAAGGUCAGUUUUCAGUCCCACAAUUAUCGAUAUUCGCACGCUCACCUCUCCCAGUCUCGUUGUAAACCCCGGCUCCCCGUACCGCAAUACUAUCAGGGCAGCUCUAUCUUCGAAAUAUGAGGAGACGUACUUCCCCCUCGACAUUCUUGCGCUCAUAGACAACUGCAAGAAUGUGGUCUGGCGGGUGAGGCAAUGCAAUGAAAAUACCCUCCCGCUGGUUGAUCUGCUCAGCUCCCAUCGAUCAAUUGCCACGGUCCAUCAUCCAUCUACCGCGCCAACUUCAUCCCUAUACCAAAGUUUGCAACGCAAAAAUGGAGGCUACGGUAAUGUCCUAAGUAUCAUCUUCCAUCGCCCCGCCAGUGCCGAGCAUUUCUAUAAUAUCCUUGAUGUCUGCAAAGGCUCUAGUUUUGGAACGAACUUCACCCUGGUGAUUCCAUAUGUUCAGCUGGCGAAUUACUGGAAGAGGGAAAAAGUCCCAAAGUAUGGGGUGCCGCAGCACAUCAUUCGCAUGAGUGUUGGACUUGAGGACAGUGACCAACUGGUAGCAACAGUCGCCAGAGCGCUUAAGGAAGUGGAGGAGUUUGAGUCUCAAAACACUGCGUAA